This is a messenger RNA of Lynx canadensis (Canada lynx), 2121 nucleotides long. It is a transcript of the gene DTD2, whose product is annotated as D-aminoacyl-tRNA deacylase 2. Gene Ontology annotation, biological process: tRNA metabolic process. Gene Ontology annotation, molecular function: D-tyrosyl-tRNA(Tyr) deacylase activity. The transcript has 3 exons. Lineage: Eukaryota; Metazoa; Chordata; Mammalia; Carnivora; Felidae. Gene Ontology annotation, cellular component: cytoplasm. Bases 109 to 615 code for a protein of 168 amino acids. The record is from RefSeq and is a predicted model, not a curated record.
AUAAGGACGUCCCUCCGCCUUGAUGCGCCACGUCCUCCCCGCGCGCUGGAGGAGGAGCUUGAGCGGCUCGGUGCCUGAACCUGUUGGACUGCCACGAGGGUUCUAACUAUGGCUGACAGCGGCCGGAUUCCUCAGGCCCGGGCACUUCUGCAGCAGUGCCUGCACGCCCGCCUGCAAAUACGCCCAGCCGAGGGGGACACCGAGACUCAAUGGGUGGAGGUUCAGAGGGGAUUAGUGAUCUAUGUGUGUUUUUUCAAGGGAGCUAAUAAAGAACUUCUUCCCAAAAUGGUUAAUACUCUGUUAAAUGUGAAAUUAAGUGAAACAGAAAAUGGCAAGCACGUGUCUAUAUUGGAUCUACCUGGCAAUGUUCUUAUCAUCCCUCAAGCCACUCUUGGAGGGAGAGUAAAAGGAAGAAACAUGCAGUAUCACUCUAACUCUGGAAAAGAAGAAGGGUUAGAACUUUAUUCCCAAUUUGUGACUCUGUGUGAGAAAGAAUUAGCUGCUAACAGCAAGUGUGCCGAAGCUGGGGUUGUGGUGGAACAUGGUACUUACGGGAACAGGCAGGUGUUAAAGCUGGAUACCAAUGGACCAUACACACACCUAAUUGAAUUUUGAAAAAUUAAAAGUCAGUUUCUCUAGUUGUUUUCUAGUAUAAAAUGAUUUUGCUUAUUUAGAUUUUCUUCCUCUUUUUGAAUGCACAAUCUGCAGCAUUUUUAGACAAGAAAAUCCUGGUUCCCACUCAUGACUAUGCAGCCUGAUAAUGGAACGACCUUGCCAAGUCACAAACUCGAUCUCAGUCACCUUUCAUUCUGCUUUCCCCUACACUUCCACUUGAAAACUUGAAAAAUGCUUUCUAUUCAUUUCAUAGUCAUUGUGGAAAUGUUCUUAGAGAGCUGUAUUUAAAAGCAUUUUGUAGUGAAGAAUAUUGUGUAAUCUAGUAAGAUAUAUUUCUUGUACCUUUAAAUGUAUGUAGUGUGUAAUAAAAAUAAUUAUUUUUAUUAAAAUUAGGUGAAAUCCCACACAAACUAAUUACAAUUUUGUCAGGUUUUACUAUUUCAGUUUUACAUAUUUUGAAUGGAACAAUAUGCCACUGACUAUUCCUUUUAAUAAUAUCUAUGAAAGUGUAAUAUAGAAAUGUUAUUGUGCAUUAUGUUACUUUCUAAGGACAUCUAAGUGCUUUAAAUCAUUUUAAGACUCUUUAGUUGAUACAAGAAAGUGUGAGGUUUAAAAAUUGUUUUUAUUUAAUAUACGUAUGGGUUAAUACUUCAGUUUCUCAGUUUUUUACCAAAAUAAUGUAUGUCUUAUUUUCUGUCUUUGGUUUUUAAAAGUUACUGCUUUGUGAAAUUAACAUUCAUAAGAAGUCCUUUCUUAUUUAAUUAUAUUGCUGUAAAAGGAAGAAGAAGAAAAAGGGAAGCUUUCUACUGGAAUUAUUUGGAAACAAGUCAACUUGUUCCUUUCCAUAUUACUUACCUGACGAUUUGGAGCCACUGUCAUUUUUUCUGUUAGUGAAUGUUUGUGCCCAUCACCCCCCAUUCAUAUGUUGAAGUCCCCCAACAUGAUGGUUUUGAAGAUGGGGCUUUGGGAAGUAAUUAGGGUUAAUAGAGAAAAUAAAUUUCUGUUAUUCAAGCCACUCAGUCUAUGGUAUUUUGUUAGGACAUGAGCUGACAAAGACAGUGAUAAAAGAUAGACAGGUAAUAAGGUAGAUUUUUCAGUCAAGAGAGGAAGAUAUAUAAGAAACUCAAAGAAUAAAUGGAUCAGUAAAAUAUAAUAUUCAGGUUUUUCAAAUGCCUCUGACUUGAUGUAAAAAGGUAUUUUAAAGAGCAAACACCAAAUAAUAUUUCUAAUUACCAAAAGAUGAAAUUAACUUGAAUAAACAUCUUAAGUAGCUUCUGAAGAUCAUUUAUGUCAUAAUUCCUUUAGGUCUACCUUCCUAAGAUACUUAAAGUUUUUGUUAUCACAAAAAAACCUAUUUCUCUAUAUCCUUCCUGUACUAUUCUAUUUUGGAACUUAAGAAUCAAUAAUUGGCUUGGUAAUGAGCUCAUUGUCCUUAACUUUUGCUUUAUUGAUUCAUGAUACACUUAUUGAAAUGUAAUAAACUAUUCAUAAACUUUCGAACUCCAA